Messenger RNA from Talaromyces amestolkiae, 828 nucleotides. RefSeq lists its product as uncharacterized. Gene Ontology annotation, molecular function: lipase activity. NCBI's taxonomy places the organism in Eukaryota, Fungi, Ascomycota, Eurotiomycetes, Eurotiales, Trichocomaceae. Bases 1 to 828 code for a protein of 275 amino acids. The transcript has a single exon. The record is from RefSeq and is a predicted model, not a curated record. Gene Ontology annotation, biological process: lipid catabolic process.
AUGCGCUCUCUAUCCCUCCUCCCUCUCCUCGCAACAGCAAUCUCAGCAACCCUCACCCCCGACCCCAGCAACGAUUACGGCUGCACCUCUGUCCACAACCCUGUCAUAACCCUCCACGGCCUCGGCGCGACCUACUACGAAGACAUCAACUAUCUUGGCGACUGGCUCAAAACUCAGGGCUUCUGCGUUUACCGCGCCACCUACGGCGCAUACCCCGAUUUCCCGCUCGUGGGUGGAUUCUUGCCUAUCAAUGAGAGCGCCGUCGAAAUCGCAGAUUUUAUAAAGGAUGUGGCCUCGAGUACCGGCAGCAAUAAAAUAGAUCUCGUGGGACAUUCGGAGGGCGCGCUUCAGUCGCUGUAUGUCCCCAAAUUCGAGUCCGGCAUUUCGGGACUGGUGCAACGGAUUGUGGCUAUCGCGCCGCCGACGCACGGCACGAAUUUUGCGGAUUUGAUCACUUUGGCCGAGGAUCUAGGGAUCGACGGGCUUGUGCAGGAAGUUCUUAAUACAUUCGGUUGCGAUGCGUGUAACGAUCUGGUUGAUGGCGGUGCGGCCAUUAGCCGGUUGAAUGAUGGUAACCCCAUUGUGCAGCCGGGUAAUGAUGUGACCAUUAUCAUUUCGAAGCAUGACGAGCUCGUGACGCCGACGUCGACUUCGGUGGUUGAUGAGGCGGGAGUCAGGAAUGAGUAUGUCCAGGAUUAUUGUGCCCUGGACCCCGUGGGACAUAUCGGGGAGGCAUACGACUUAAAUGUGUGGAAUAUGGUCAAGAAUGCGUUGACGGAUGUGACGGCGCAUAACUUUAUUUGUGUGUUUGGUAGCCCUGGUAAAUAG